AUACACAUUUGGAAUAUCAACGGUAUUGAACCCAUUACCAUAAUGAGACGCCUAGGCUCAAAGGUAGAUAAGCCGGCACCGGCGCCAUCCGCGGACUUCUCCCAGUCCGAGAACAAAGGACUCCAGAUGGGUCAGAAUUAUGGCAAUCUAGAGGCUUCAUUCUACAGUGAUUCUAUCCUCGGAGUCAAUAUCGCUGCAGGAGCCUCCGUAUACAUGGGAGAGAAGAAGACUGUUGAAGAUAAGCUACUCGACGUCCUUAUUGCAGGAGACGGCAAAGAUAGAUGCGAUAUUGGCCGCCCAGAGCCCGGAACGUGUGGAUGGGUCUUUGAGCAUGAGGCCUUUCGUGGCUGGGUGUCGUCGGGUACCGCGACACACCCGCCGCUAUACAUUCAAGGCACUGCCGGAAGCGGUAAAAGUGUCUUACUCAAGUUCCUCGCCAAAGAGCUUGAAAAACGUAUGCGCGUUAGGACUCCGUCUACGUCAUCUCCGGUCGAGGAAGCGCUGCCCCUGGAGCUGGGUGUACCAGGGAAGACUAUCGCGGCUAUAUGUUUCUGCGACGACAAGAAUGAAAUGCGACGGAAGCCGAUUUGGAUUCUGAGGACGCUUCUGUACAAGACGGUGCAGCAGAAUCGGGAUUUGGCAAAGUAUGCAUUGAAACAUUUACAGAGCGCUGAGGAUCUUGAUAGUCCCGGGGCCGAUCCGGAUGAAUUCCAUUCUGUGGAUGUCUUGCAAAAGAUACUGCAAGAUAUAGUCUCAGAUUCAGAACUAGAGGUUCUCUACUUCAUCAUCGACGGCUUAGAUCAGUGUGGACCUCAUCUACCUGCUGUUGUUCGUCUGAUCAGUGACAUUUCCACAAGUGUCAACAAAGAAGCCGCUUCGAGAGGGGCAAAGUUCAGACUGCGCUGCAUCAUCUCUGAUCGAGGCAGUAAGAUUGUUCGAGACAAAUUGCUUCCCCAGCACAUCAUCGACAUGCCCAAGGACAACAGGCAUGACAUUGACAAAGUCACAGAAAAAAAGAUCAAAGACAUCCAAGACUAUCGCGAGUUCUCUGAUGAUGUUCUCAAAUCUACUAUAGAUUUACUAAAAGAAAGCUGUAAAGGAAUGUUCAAGUGGCUUUCACUGGUCUUGGAGGAUUUGAGUACUUGGGACGGUGCCUGGACCGAGAUCAAAGUCAAGGAAAGACUACACAACAUCCCUUCAGAUGUAGCGACGUAUUACAAAACAAUGCUGGAACGACAGCAGCGAGAUUCUGUCAGUACAUUGCGCACAUUAUUGACGUGGAUGUACUUUGCAUGCCGACCUCUGACGUUGCAAGAAUUGAAUGCGGCGUUGACUCUGCAAGAGAAGACAUAUACCUGUGGAGUGAGCACCGACGAAGAGAUUGACGCGUUACAACGCCGCAUCGAAAACAGUUGGGGUGCAUUAUUCCUGGUCCACGAUGGCACUGUUCACUUGAGUCACCAGUCCGUGAAGGAUUUCUUGUCAGAUGUCUUCAGUGACGAGGGGGCGAAAGAAUACGAAGGAUAUGGAAUGUCAAGGUCAGACGCACAUCGGCAAAUGGCGGCAACAUGCUUGAGGUAUCUCCAGAUUAGCGAUGUCUAUAAGCGCGAAGUCCCUAAACCUCCUGUCAAUAACAACGGUAUGAUAGAUGAGACACAGCUUAUAACAGUGAAAGAGAAGUACCUUGAAGGGUUCCCUUUCUUGCAGUACACUGUGGAAUUUCUGGGUCACCACCUCCGAGAAAGUCGGAUCCAAGAAGAAACCGACGUCCCAGGAAUGAAGGAAUUCUUCAGCGCUGAUUCAGCAGCGCUAUUGAGCUGGGUGCGCUCAUAUGACCUCUUGAAGCGAUGGGCAAGUGGAAAAUAUUCAGGGUUCUCCAGUAGUACCAGUUUGCUCUUCGUCGCAGCACGACUUAAUCUACCCUGGCUAGCCAACCGCGCAACAACGUGGAGAUCUAUUGGAUCCCUCCCCGUUGAUGUACGUACUCCGGACAUGUCCGGCUGGAGCGCUAUACAUCUCGCUGCGGACUCAGGGGCGGCGGAGAUGGUAGCCUGGCUCCUGGAGAAUAAUGCGUAUGUGGAUGCCGAAACAAUGGGAUACUCACAUCCGGGUCGUACAGCUCUACAUUUUGCAGCUUCCAAACGGUCCGAUGCUGGACCUCAGAUGGUUCAAAAGCUGCUCGAGGGAGGUGCAAAAGCCACAGCUCAAACGAGACAAGGCGGAAACACACCGCUUCACUAUGCUGUCGACGGUCGCUCCGUUGCAACUGUGCAGGCCUUGCUAGCAUCCGGCGCCGAUGCAAAUGCUACAAACGGCUCUGGCAUCACUCCUCUUCACAAAGCAGUCGCUAUUCCAGGGCUAGAGGAGCUCGUUGAGGCAAUGCUCAAAGGUGGUGCUGACCCCAACAAGAAGACCAGCAUUGGCACAGUGUCUGCUGCUCGGGCAUUGGUAAGCCUGAAAGUCUCUCGGAAUAUGUGGCAGAAUCGCUAUGACGCCAACGUCUCGCAGAGCGCACUACAUAUCGCAGCGAAAGCAAAGGAUGCAGAACGGACUGUUGAGGUUCUCCUCCAACGAGGGGGAGCUGAUCCAAACUGUCGAGACGGCGCUGGGCGGACUGCACUCCACGUUGCAGUGGUGAGACCGGAUGCCGAGGCCAUCACAAAGCUGCUGAUUGAUUCUAGGAUCGACGUGAAUGCGCAGGACAUGGAUGGCAAGACGCCGUUGCUUGUAUUUUUGACUGCGGCAGCACUAGAGGCAAAAACUCAGCCGCCCCUUCCACUAGAGAUUGAUGACCAGGCAUAUCGGGAACGAGUUCUCGAUAUUUUGUUAUCAGCAGGAGCAGAUCCAUCUAUCGAGGCGAAAGACAAAUCAUCCUCUAUCAGCUAUGCCAAAGAAGCACAAUUGCAGUGGGCAAUCGAUAAAUUGGAACAAAGGCUUCGAGAGACCGGAAAUCACACCAAUAUCCCCAAGCAGGAGCCUGAACCUGUCAACGGCGAAAAGGGUGUGAAGAAAGGGUUCCUAGAUGCUCAAGCGUCCCGAUGGAUACCCAAGAGAUCUUGGUCAUAGUCAACAUACCGGUAUGGCUCUUUAGGAAUGACGAUAGUAUUCAAUGAGGGCUAUGUUCAAAUACACAGAUAGGGGCCAAAUAAUACCGUAACUCAUUCCUACUGUUAUCGUUCUGCAAGUGCCGUUCUAUGGGAAUCCGUCCGAGCUUUACAAUUCGCAGUGUUGUCCUUGCUAUUGUGAAGUCUAAACUAUACUCUGUAAGGCACAUAUUUCCAUCGAUUUUCGUCUCUUUAUAAAUAUGACCUGUAAGCCCAC
Talaromyces stipitatus ATCC 10500 is the source of this 3321-nucleotide messenger RNA. Its product is annotated as skeletrophin, putative. Lineage: Eukaryota; Fungi; Ascomycota; Eurotiomycetes; Eurotiales; Trichocomaceae. The record is from RefSeq and is a predicted model, not a curated record. Gene Ontology annotation, cellular component: cytoplasm; nucleus. The transcript has 4 exons. The coding region runs from base 43 to 3066 and encodes 1007 amino acids. Gene Ontology annotation, molecular function: protein binding.